AACUGCAUCAUAUAAAGCUUCUCUGACCAAAAAUUCCCCUUAGAAUUCUCUGAUGAGGAGGACUUAACUGUGUGGAUCUGUUCUAACCUUCUGGCUUCUAUAUGAUGGCUUCAAAUGUCUGCAAACAGAAGCUUAAUGAGCUAAGAAACUGAAGAUAUCUAUAAAGGCUUGUUUGCUGGACAACUGAGCCCCUUUCAGCCGUAAUUUCAAGAUCAUUCUAAAACUCAAGCUCCAGACCAGCACAUGAUGUCUCCUGCCACCUUGGCCCUAGUGUGGAUAGCAUGCCUAAUUUGUGGUGCUUACAGCCAGUAUUCCCCAACCCCACAGAAUCUGGAUGAAAUCUCAGAGCUGUCACAGACAUUAAAUCAGGAAAAAGCUGGGCACAUUAUACAACUGGGCAGUGUGGGCACAAACCAAAGCACCAAUGGAAGUCAACAGUCUGAAGUUCAUAUUGGAAAUAUGCCACCACAAAGACCACCGCCUUGUCUCUCCCAGUUUAAAAUCCAGCAUGCAUUUAAGUAUGUCACCACCAUAUUGUCCUGUGUCAUUUUCCUGGUGGGGAUUGUCGGAAAUUCAACACUUCUAAGAAUUAUUUACAAGAAUAAAUGCAUGAGGAAUGGUCCCAAUGUACUUAUCGCCAGCCUGGCACUGGGAGAUCUUUUAUACAUACUAAUAGCUAUUCCUAUCAAUAUUUAUAAGCUUCUAGCUGGAAACUGGCCAUUUGGGGUUCACGUGUGCAAGCUGGUUCCAUUUAUCCAGAAGGCUUCGGUGGGUGUCACAGUCCUGAGUUUAUGUGCCCUGAGCAUAGACAGGUAUCGAGCUGUGGCUUCUUGGAACCGAAUACAGGGCAUUGGAAUUCCAGUUUGGAAGGCCAUAGAACUCACUUUAAUCUGGGCUGUGGCAAUCCUCUUGGCUGUCCCAGAAGCCAUUGGCUUUGACUUGGUCGAACUGGAUUUUAAGGGACAAAUUAUGCGGGUCUGCAUGUUGCCAAAAGAGCAAGAUUCUCCUUUUUUAAAGUUUUAUCAAGAAGUGAAGGUAUGGUGGCUUUUUGGUUUUUACUUCUGCCUUCCUUUGGCCUGCACUGGAAUCUUUUAUACAUUAAUGUCCUGUGAGAUGCUAAGCAUUAAGAAUGGCAUGAGAAUAGCACUCAAUGAUCACAUGAAACAGAGAAGGGAAGUGGCGAAGACAGUGUUUUGCUUGGUGGUGAUCUUCGCACUCUGCUGGCUUCCUCUCCAUGUGAGCAGUAUACUGAAAAAAACUGUAUAUGAUGGAACAGAUCCACACAGAUGUGAACUUCUCAGUUUUUUCUUAGUCAUGAAUUACAUUGGAAUCAAUAUGGCCUCACUGAAUUCCUGUAUAAAUCCAGUGGCGCUCUACUUUGUCAGCAGGAAAUUCAAAAACUGUUUCCAGUCUUGCCUCUGCUGCUGGUGCCAUAGGCCCAACCUCACUAUCACUCCUAUGGAUGAAAAGGGUUCUGGAGGGAAGUGGAAAGCUAACGGCCAUGACUUAGUCCUGGAUCGCAGCAGUUCUCGUCUGACAAACAAAUACAGCUCUUCCUGAAAUGAAGAUAAUGCAAACAGCACCACCACAAUGGACCAGAAACCACAUUUCCCUACCUGAUCAGUGUAUAUAUGAUGUAUAUAUGAUGUCAGAGAUGACAUGAAUGCCUUGUGGGCUGCAUAUAUAGUGUCCACUUUUAUGCUGUACUGUAGGCAUUUAAUCUAUUUUCAAGAUGGAAACCUGGAAUACCACCUGACCAAGAACUUUUUUAAAGGUCACAUAAGACAGGAAAUCCACCACCAAGCUUCCUGGGAGUUUUAUUUUUACUAAAAUGUAAUUUUUUUCAGGGCCUAGGACUAAGGUUAUAUGUGUGUAAUAUUUAUAUUCUUGUGUAUUUUUAAAGGGGUUGUGACAGGUUGAAUGCACAUUUUAUUUACCUGUACGUUUAUCUGUCAACAAGUGCCAGUAUUAAAAGGGUUGUAAAGGUUAA
Molecule: messenger RNA, 1990 nt
Organism: Rana temporaria (common frog)
Lineage: Eukaryota; Metazoa; Chordata; Amphibia; Anura; Ranidae
Product: endothelin receptor type B-like
Exons: 8
Coding region: 244-1560 (438 amino acids)
Biological process (GO): G protein-coupled receptor signaling pathway; enteric nervous system development; regulation of blood pressure
Cellular component (GO): membrane
Molecular function (GO): endothelin receptor activity
Source: RefSeq, a predicted model, not a curated record